This is a messenger RNA of Pelagomonas calceolata, 1200 nucleotides long. Lineage: Eukaryota; Pelagophyceae; Pelagomonadales; Pelagomonadaceae. The record is from the annotation of a GenBank genome assembly.
GCCGCCGGCGAGGCAGUGCAAACGCCCCACGCGUUGCCUGCAACAACACGCGAAACCAAUACGGUCUGCAAACAUUGCUGCAAAAGUAGCAGAUUCGCAAGGAAGCACAAAGAGUAGUUAGGGAGAGCAAGUACAACAAGAUGCUGGCCCGCCUCGCGAGGAGAACAAGACGCACCGUACGCUUGUUAAGUGAUGACGCCACACCGUCAGUGCCGCCGCAACGCAUUGUUGUGGCAGUAGGAGGCAACGCCCUGCAGCGGCGAGGCGACCGGCUGACCAUCGAAAACAUGUUAAAAGCCGCAAAACAAAUGGUGCCCUCCAUCCUAGCAUUGCGCCAGGCGGGCCAUCAAGUGUUACUCACGCAUGGGAAUGGGCCGCAAGUUGGUGAGUUAGCUUUAGAGAGAUCUGCAGCCACGUUUGAUGUCUUGGGCGCCGAGUCUCAAGGUCAAAUUGGAUACGUCCUAGCCCAGGCGUUCCAGAGUGCGGGUGUCGAUGCGGCGUGCAUCGUCACCCAAACGGCUGUGGAUGCCGGCGACAAGGCCUUCGAUAACCCUACCAAGUAUGUGGGACCCGUCUACGGCUUCAAGGAGGCCGAAGCUCUGGCCAAUCAGUUAGAUUGGACCAUCAAGCAGGACGGCGAAUAUUAUAGGAGGGUUGUGGCGUCUCCCAAGCCCAUUGCGGUGUUGCAGCUGGAUGCGGCUCGGACGUUGCUCGAGAACAACUAUCCAGGACUGGUCGUCGCGGGCGGCGGCGGCGGCGCUCCGGUCUCUCGUGUGUUCGGGGACGUCGUCGGCGUCGAAGCUGUGGUGGACAAGGACGCUACAGGCGCAUUGAUGGCGCGCGAACUCGAGGCUGAUGGGUUUAUUAUUUUGACGGAUGGCGGAGGUAUCUGGCACAACUUCGGCAAGCCUGAUGGAAGAGAAAUGAAGGCCGUCACGCCGAAGUACCUCAAAGCGAGGAAGACGGGCCAGAAGUUCCCGGGCAGCAUGGGCCCCAAGAUCAGCGCCGCCAUUUCUUUCGUCGAAGGCAGUUCGAAGCCGGGCGCGUGGGCCAUCAUCGGGGAUUUGAACGACGCCGCCGAGCUGAUGAGUGGAGCGAAAGGAACCAAAGUUUGCCGCGACGUGCCCGACGACGUCACGUGGCACACGUCGCCGCCCGAGGAGUCGUCGCCGUCCUAGGUGUCGGUUUUAACAAUACAAA